This is a messenger RNA of Chlorella variabilis, 309 nucleotides long. RefSeq lists its product as hypothetical. The record is from RefSeq and is a predicted model, not a curated record. Gene Ontology annotation, cellular component: chloroplast thylakoid membrane. The transcript is spliced from 2 exons. The annotation marks the transcript as partial. Lineage: Eukaryota; Viridiplantae; Chlorophyta; Trebouxiophyceae; Chlorellales; Chlorellaceae.
CUUGCGGGGCUGGACAGCCAGUCUGCGGGGGCGCUGUCGGGUGUGCUCAAGCCGGUGCUCACGCUUUCCUCCAUGCUCAUGAUUGUGCGCAUCGUCAUGAGCUGGUACCCCGAGAUCGACGGCAAGGCGCUGCCCUGGUCCAUCGCCUACACACCCACCGAGCCGCUGCUGGCGCAGACGCGCAAGCUGGUGCCGCCCUUCAACGGCCUGGACGUGUCGCCCAUCGUGUGGGUGGCCCUGCUCAGCUUCCUGGCCGAGAUCCUGACGGGGCCUCAGGGCAUCCUGUCCCUGAUCGCCCGCAAGGGCAUC